AUGAACUGUAUCAUCUCUGAGCUGGAAGAACCAUGGGAGCGGGAUGAGCUAGUCGAAGUACGUACCGGCAAAGCAAAACCAGUCUUUGGUCUACCCGUCCAGUCCGCCAUCUUCAAGUCCGUCCGAUAUGGCGCAGUCCCAGUCGACGCGCUCGGCUGCUGGGGCGAUGAGCAUGUUUAUGAAUUUCACGGCGGCACAGAUAAAGCGCUCCUCCAGUAUUGCUCUAGACAUUAUGGUGUAUGGAGCGAGGAGUUGCCCGAUAGCGCACACCUCUUUCGCGUUGGAGGAUUCGGCGAGAAUUUGGUAGCUCGCCGCGCAAAUGAGCGCAAUACUUGCAUUGGAGAUAUUAUUCGAAUCGGUCCCGAUGUGAUUGCGCAAGUGAGUCUACCGCGGCAGCCGUGCUACAAGCUGAAUCAUCGGUUUCAGGAGAAAAACCUUUCGAGGUUUAGCCAGGAGAAAUCUCGGACGGGUUGGUAUUAUCGGAUCAUCAAGGGAGGGUCGAUCCAAGCGGGCGAUGAACUCGUCCGACUCGAGCGUCCAAAUCCCGAUUGGACUGUUGCUCGAGUCCAGCAUUACCUGUACAUGGAAAAAGACAACUUUGAUAUGAUGAAGGAGUUGGCGGUUCUCGAUGCAUUGGGGAGCGAGAUCAGAAAUAUCUUCAAAAAUCGACUGAACAAAAAGUUUGAGAACCAGGAGCAACGUCUCGUGGGUGACAGUGCCAUGGCUGUCGACAUGUGGUCGGAAUACCGGCUCGUCAAGAAGGCCCAAGAAACUCCAACUGUCACUUCUUUCGUGUUCAUGGCGGUCCAGCCCAAGCAGUCGCCAGAGCCGGUUCCCCCAGGCACCCACGUGCGCUUGAAACUAGGAGGUCGAUUGAUUCGAGCCUACUCCGUGGUUCAUGGAAAUCGAAAACAACUCACCUUGGGUGUGGCUUUAGAUCGAGAAUCUACUCGUGGCGGCUCUUUAUAUCUGCACGAAAACCUCCAAGAAGGCGACAUUAUCACAAUUAGUAACUUUGCGGCGACAUUCCCUUUGGCUGAGAAGGCCGAUCGGCAUAUCCUCAUCGCUGGUGGUAUUGGUAUCACUGGUCUGCUUGCCUCUGCUCGAAAGCUGCAGGCAAUGAACCAAGACUUUCACCUUCACUAUGUGGUCCGAUCGCUAGAUGAGCUGGCAUUCGAGCCCUUAAUCAAACCGUUGGGAUCCAAUGUUUCGAUUCAUUGCAAGGAAGAGGGGACUCCCUUCGAUGUAUCAAACGUUCUCCAAAAAGUUGACAGUAACUCCCAUAUCUACUGUUGCUCUGGGGAACGGCUGAUCAAGGCUGUAUCUGACACUGCAGCGGAGCUUGGUUUACCAAAGGAAAAUAUACACUUUGAAUCAUUCCAGGCUAAUAGCACGGGUGAUCCGUUCACCGCGGAACUAGUCGAGUCCAAAAAGAAAUUGGAGGUGGCAGCUCAAGAUAGUCUGUUAGAUACCCUUCGGUCUGCAGGAUUCGAUAUUCCGUCUACUUGCGAGGCCGGUAAUUGUGGAACCUGUCGGGUGGGGGUCCGCAGUGGGCGCGUGGAGCAUCGGGGUACAGGCUUGCUGGAGAAUGAGAAAGAUACCGCGAUGCUGAGUUGCGUGUCACGGGGGAUUGGCCGAAUUCAACUUGAUCUAUAG
This is a messenger RNA of Penicillium subrubescens, 1656 nucleotides long. RefSeq lists its product as uncharacterized. The record is from RefSeq and is a predicted model, not a curated record. Lineage: Eukaryota; Fungi; Ascomycota; Eurotiomycetes; Eurotiales; Aspergillaceae. The coding region runs from base 1 to 1656 and encodes 551 amino acids. The transcript has a single exon. Gene Ontology annotation, molecular function: pyridoxal phosphate binding; oxidoreductase activity; molybdenum ion binding.